UCGGUAGACUCCCACAACAAAAACAUCAUGCCUACCUCGGAGGAUUCCGAAAUCGACCUCUCCACCCUCAGCAAAGAAGAGCUGCAACAAGAAGUUCAACGAAGGGUGGACGCCCAACUUGCGAAGGAGAGAGCAGAAAUCGCCCCACUGCCAGCAGAACAGCAGUCACCUACCAUCGGCGAGCAGUCGCUACGUCCCACACCAGCCGACAUACCGCCCACCGGCAACCAGCCUUCACCCUCCAGCCAGGGAUCCCAAUCAUUCAACAAUCCCACCAACGUCGCCAACAUCGUGGCGCAAGCGGUCAAGGCGACAGCCGAGGCCAUGUCUGGACAUCAGGGCUUUGCCCACACAGGCACGUUUCGUGUCAACCCCGGCUCUGACAUAGACCCUUGGCUUGGAAGUGUGAAGAAAGAGCAGGAUUUGUAUAUUAUGUUUGAUGUUUUUCGCAGUAAGAUGGUGUCGUAUUUUCAGGAAGAGGGUGUAUAUGAUGUAUUAGGGAUCACUGAUGUCAAGGUUGGCAAGAGGGGUGUGGAUCUAGCAGAGCUAAGGGGCAUCUUCGGGACUGAUGUGGUGGACAAGUCGUUGAAGUUGUGGAAUAUUAUCAUCAGCAAGAUUCUAUACCCUCCGAUCCAGAACUUGAUCAUGGCAUGUGAGAGUCCCCAGCAGGGGUGGAAGAUCGUCACGAAUUUCUACCAAGAGAAGAAGGAGUCUGAGAAGACUAGGCUUGAGCAAGAGUGGUUGGCGCUAGAAAUGCGUGAGUCGGAGAACCCACAGGAUUACAUAGCAAGGUCGGAAGCUCUUCGAUUACGUCUUGCCUCAGUAGGAACUAUCAAAGACACAACACAUGCUUACAAGGACGUUGUGCGCGGCCUUCCCCCAUCGUAUGCCGUGCAAAAAGGAAUAUUGCUAGCAAGCGAUGUCGUGACUUUGCAUGCCCUUGAGACUGUGGUGAGGGACGCCCACAUGGAGAUGGAGCGCGAGAGGAGCAAGGAGCAGAGGCGAGAGGCGGAGCUCGCCCUCGUCGCGUCCGGUGCGAGCCGGAGCGGCGGGGGCAAUGGGGGGGCAUCCGGGGGACAAGGAGUAGUCGACGGUCAAGACCGUGAAAUCCGUGAUGGCGAGAGAAACCGUGACGUGUUCGUCGAAGAUCCCACCGGUUUUUGCCGCUACCACCAGUCCGAACUACACACGAACGGGCAAUGCCGUUACCAGCAGCAUCUGCGGCGGACUCGCACGAGAGCAGCCGCCGAGGAUCGCCACGGAGGUGGCGGCGGAGGCCGUGGCGGCGGCUGGAGCCAGCGAGGAGGAAGACCGCCGUCGGGAGCCGGCCGGGGUGGCGGGCGUUGGGCGUACGUUGUGUACUACGCCCACGAUGAUGGUGGCUACUAUGAAGACUAUGGCGACUACGACGACGGCUACUACUACGACGGCGGCUACCACGACGCCGGGUACGCCCACUACGCCGGCGGUGGAGACAGCUACAGCUACCCCUCAGGGCAGUAUGUCAUUGUAGGAGAUGGUCGUCUGCUGAAGGUGAAAGCAAUCGGUAGCAUCAACCUCAGCUUUUUCCAGGAAGGCUCUGCUACCGUAGUACCUUCGAGUGAGAGCGUCCCGCCCACUGGUCCAACCAGUGUAGUACCUGCGAGUGAGAGCGUCCCGCCCGCCGGCUAUGCCGACGUAGUACCUUCUUCGGCUUCCGGUUUUGAGUGUGUGGGUACUUUCCCGGGUAUGGAUCUUGGAGAUACGAGUGUGCUCACCGACGAGCAGCUCAUGGAUGGCUAUGAUGACACCCCACAUCAAGAUUUUUUCCCCGUAUUUAUCCCAGAGAGUGACGCUGCGAAUGUGGCUGGUGUUUUGGAUAGCAUUGACGGAGGUUCUGAUUUUGACUUGGGUGCGGCCGCGCUUGGCCCUGGUGCGUCCCCGUUCACUCUUGGAUCGACCGAAAAGUCCGUUGACAUCAACCGCUUCCACCGCUCCCUUGCCCACGCUUGCGAGCCUCUUUUGAGAGAAACUGCCCAGCAGAGAGGCAUCGUGCUCACCGGCAAGCUGGAACCGUGCACGGACUGCAUGAAGGCGAAGGGCAGGCGAGCGUCGGUGCCGCGGGGGCCGGGAGCGAGGGCGUCCAAGCCUCUCGGGCGUGUUCACCUGGACCUGUGUGGACCGCUGGUGCCUUCCCUGGGCGGAAACCUCUACCUGUUCGUCGCCGUGGACAGCGCCUCGCGGUGGAACAAGGUCUACGGUCUCCGGCGGAAGUCCGACGCGCUGGCGGCAACGAAAAGGCUGCUGGCGGACGUGGGGCGGUACGACCUCGGACGAAUCGACUGUUUCCGCGUCGACAACGGCACAGAGUGGACCCGCGGCGAUUUCCGGCGCUUCUGCGACGACAACGGCAUCGGCGUCGAGUUCACCCCGCCCGGCGUCCCGCAGUACAACGGCGUCGUCGAGAGCGCCAUCUGGCGGAUCAUGAAGGCCGGCAUGGCCGCCCGCCGCAGCGCUGGCCGUGUGUUCCACGUCGACUUCGCCUCCAUCCCCGGCCUCGACGAGCGUGGUGACCGUCCUUGGAUGGAAUCGGCGAAGUGGGCCGCCGACGCUCUCAACCAGUCGGCGACCAAGGCCAACCCCGGGCGGCGCUCGCCGCACGAGAUGUUCACCGGCGAGCAGGGGCCGUUCCGCGUGCUGCCGUUCUUCCAGCCCGGCUUCAUGCGCGAGGACCGCCGCACCAAGCUCGACGACCAGGCCACGCUCUGUUACUACCUGAACGGCGGCGACAACCACCCGAGCGGCACCGUCACGGUCCUCAAGGCGUCCACCGGCCGCGUCGUCUACACCAACAACGUGUCGUGGGUGACGUCGGCGCCAGCCGGCGAGGGGGUUCCGCGGCCGCCCUCUGCCACUUCGCCGUCACCGUCGGCGACCCCCGCUCCUGGCAAUCCGUCCUCUGCCUCUCCGCCGUCACCGUCGGCGACCCCCGAUCCAUACCAGCCGCCGCCGCCGCCGGACCCCGCGAUGCCCCCGCUUACGGCUCACGCCAUGCGGCAGCUUCGCCCGGGUACAAAGGCCGAGGGUAUGACAGACCCGCGGCUGCCAAGCCGUACGAGAUCGGGCACGAGGCACAGCACAGGACUCAUCUCGAUGCUAGACAGGAACACUCUGGUGUCGAUGCUGGAGGCUCGGAGCGCGGUGGAUAAGGAGCGCAGGGAGCUGGGGGGGGCGGAGGCCGGAGAGCCGGGGGGAACGGGGGCCGGAGAGCAGGCGGGAGCACUCGCAGCAGUGGACCCGGGGGCUGCAGGAGCGGGCUUUCCACUCGCAUUUGCCACGCUCCUCGCCAACCGGGAAGACAUCGACGCCACGCUGCGAGACCAGCGCCCGCCGGAGCAACGCCCUGACCUUCCGCAUUGCCAGGCCAGCGACCUUCGUGUCCCCAAGAGCUACAAAGAGGCCAUGGCGUCGGAGCACCGGCACCUUUGGAGCGACUCUAUGCAAAGGGAGUUUUAUGGCUUGUUGGAAGCGGGGACUUUUACUCCGGCGAAGAUGUUGGCUGCUUUGGCGUGCGAGUUGAACCUCGACUUGUGUCAUUUCGAUGUUGAGCAAGCUUUUGUGCGUUCGGAGUUGGAGGAAGACGUGUACAUGCGUUUGCCGCAGGGAUGUGGAGCUCUAUCAGGAAUGAUUGUAAAACUAGGCAAGAGUCUGUAUGGCUUAAGACAGGCAUCUAGGCAGUGGCAUGCAAUGCUGAAGAGGUGUUUGGUGGCGUUAGGAUUUGAGCAGUGCAUGGCCGAUGCUUGUGUGUUUCGUUUGAUUGAGGAUGGAUGUGUUGUUUUGAUUUUGGUUGUACAUGUAGAUGACAUCUUUGCUGUUGGAGAGAGGGAGAGAUGUGAUAAGUUUGGCGCUGACCUUAACAAGUCCGUGCCAGUGAAGAACCUGGGAGAGUUGAGAUGGUAUUCUGGGUGCUUUUACGAGAGGAAUAAGGAGACCGGUAGGUUGACGAUUUCUCAGCAGACUUUCACGGACGAGCUAGCAGCAGAAUAUGGAGUAGUGGGAGGUAGGAGCGUUCCGAUGUCUUCGGGUGUGAAGCUUUCUGAUUUUGAUGCGGAUGAGGUGGCGACAGAGUUUCCGUUUCGUGAGCUGGUAGGAUCGUUGAUGUGGCUGGCGACUCAGACUAGACCAGACAUUGCGAAUGCAGUAAGGGCAGUAGCUAGGUAUUGCGCAUCUCCGAAGCUGGUACACUGGAAUGCAGCGAUGGAUAUUUUGGGCUAUGCGAGGAGGACGAGUCACUUUGGUAUUUCGUUUCAGAGAGGUACGGUAGAGGGAUUCAGCUUGCAGGGAUACGCUGAUGCGGACUUUGCAAGCAAGGCAGCAGACCGUAGGUCGGUAUCAGGGGGGAUCGUGACGUGUGGAGGAGGCGCUGUGUCUUGGUUUUCCAGAACGCAAAAAUGCGUCACGCUUUCGACGACAGAAGCAGAGUACGUCGCGCUAGGCGACGUAGUGAAGGAGAUUUUGUUUUUGAGGCAGAUUUGGCGUUUCAUGUUGCCGCAGGUCGGCAUGCCGUGCAUCCCCGUCUUCGAGGACAACCAGGGGGCGAUUCAACUAGCGCAGAACCCCAUCUCAAACUCGAACUCGAAGCACAUUGAUGUAAGGCACCAUUUUCUCAGGGAACUGGUAGAGAGGAAGGAGAUUUCGGUGAUUCACGUGCCGUCUCCGUACCAGCGUGCAGACUUUCUUACGAAAAGUUUGCCCAAGGAUGCGUUCGAGUCUCACCAACACCGACAACACCGCACCAUGACGACCACUGUCAUCUCCUCUCCUCGGCGAGGCUGCCACCCUCCGGGCCUCGUCACGGUGGCGAAGAACCUUCUUCGGCCGCUGGUCGUGGUCAUCACCUCAGCCGCCACUGAUACCCGUGCCCAAGACAGGGGGGAGCCAACGGCGGAGGACACCAUCACCUACAUCUACAGCCGCGACGAUCUUGCGAUGGACAGGACAAUCAUUCGCGGCUCCGUUGCCUUCAUGGGCGACAUCAUCUGCGCUGAGACCAAGGACAACAAGGACGGCAUCUUCCACGUGGAUGGGAUUCUGGAGUUCCAUGCCGAAGACCUCGACUACGAAUCCCCUGACGACGCCACUCCGGAGGACCCGCACCGGAUUGUCCGCGAUGACCCCGGCGGCACCGUAGAGGUUUUCAAUGGUGCGACCAUGUACUCCACUGACUCCGCGAUGUUUGUAGUCAAAGAGUCCAUUUCCGACAAGAACGACAACCGCAACAGCAACAGCGAGGCGGCCGGUGGCUCUCAGGGACACUCUGCAGGUCUCGCUCAGGAGCAGCUGGAGCGGGAGUUGGAAGCAAGCGGCUUGGACUUCGCCACGUACCUGAACUCUUGGGAAGACGUCCUGAACGAGCGGACCCCUUUCGAAGGGGUCGUGUCCGAUACGGCAGACAUCGUGUGCCCCCAGCCCAAGGCGGCCUUUAUUGUGUUCGUGUGCUUUACUGCAAGGGAUUGA
This is a messenger RNA of Ectocarpus sp. CCAP 1310/34, 5496 nucleotides long. Lineage: Eukaryota; Phaeophyceae; Ectocarpales; Ectocarpaceae. The record is from the annotation of a GenBank genome assembly.